AAAAAUAAUAACUAAAUGACGUCGUUGUACUCAGAAAAAGACACAACGACCCAACUACAAACAACAACAAACUUACAGAGUACCGACAAAACAACAACAGACACACAGAGUACCGGCAAACCAGCAACGUAUGACAAAACACUAACAGACACACAAAGGGCCUUUACAACAACAACAAACAAUGACCCACUAGAACAGAUGAAGACAUCGGGUGAAUUCUCAACAAUCCAUGUCGUCAUGUCUUCAUUAGGAAGUAUUGUUGGAACGAGUGUCGUAUUUAUUAUUGGAAUUUACUGUAAGAAACGAAUAAACAAUUACGUCACUGUACCCCCUCCCCUACAACAAGAGCUGCAUCUUGAACCAACACGUCAAUACUAUGACAUCACAAACGAACGGAAUCAAGCGCAGCAUGACGUCACCGCACCCCCUCCCCCACAACAAGGGGAGUAUCUUGAACCGAUACGUCACGACUCCAACGAUGGUUACGUCACAUUUGAAUCGAACCAAUAGGCGAUUGUGACGUGUCGAAACACGUGAUACCAACGAAUAACGUCACGUAUCUAACUCAGCGAUAUUUUAUUUUAUAAAAGUUAAACCAUAUCUAUGGUUAAACGAGAAACUUCUCUUCUUUUUAGACCACAUACGAUGUCAUUUAGCUUUUUCUCACAUCACCCCGUCUUCUCAACUCUCUGCCCUUUUCUUUCGCAC
Molecule: messenger RNA, 708 nt
Organism: Ciona intestinalis (vase tunicate)
Lineage: Eukaryota; Metazoa; Chordata; Ascidiacea; Phlebobranchia; Cionidae
Source: RefSeq, a predicted model, not a curated record